This is a messenger RNA of Galeopterus variegatus (Sunda flying lemur), 1029 nucleotides long. Its product is annotated as trace amine-associated receptor 8-like. Gene Ontology annotation, molecular function: trace-amine receptor activity. The coding region runs from base 1 to 1029 and encodes 342 amino acids. NCBI's taxonomy places the organism in Eukaryota, Metazoa, Chordata, Mammalia, Dermoptera, Cynocephalidae. Gene Ontology annotation, cellular component: membrane. The transcript has a single exon. Gene Ontology annotation, biological process: G protein-coupled receptor signaling pathway. The record is from RefSeq and is a predicted model, not a curated record.
AUGAACAGCAAUUUUUCCCACCCCAUUGUGCAGCUGUGCUAUGAGAAUGUGAAUGGAUCUUGUAUUAAAACCCCCUACUCACCUGGGUUUCGGGUGAUUCUGUACACAGCCUUUGGCUUGGGGUCUUUACUGGCCAUAUUGGGAAACCUCUUGGUGAUGACUUCAGUUCUUCAUUUCAGGCAGCUGCACUCUCCAGCCAAUCUUCUCAUCGCCUCUCUGGCCUGUGCUGACUUUUUGGUGGGUGUGACCGUGAUGCCCUUCAGCAUGGUCAGGUCCGUGGAGAGCUGCUGGUACUUUGGAGACAAAUUUUGUACCUUUCACAGCUGCUUUGAUGCGGCAUUUUGUUAUUCUUCUCUCUUCCACCUGUGCUUCAUCUCUGUCGACAGGUACAUCGCUGUAACAGACCCUCUGGUCUAUCCUACCAAGUUCACGGUGCGUGUGUCAGGAAUUUGCAUCAGCAUCUCCUGGAUCCUGUCCCUGGUGUACAGCGGUGCCGUGUUCUACACAGGUGCCUAUGAUGAUGGGCUGGAGGAAUUAUCCAGUGCCCUCAACUGUGUAGGAGGAUGUCAGAUUGUUGUGAAUCAAGACUGGGUUUUGAUAGAUUUUCUGUUGUUCUUCAUUCCUACUUUUGUUAUGAUAAUUCUUUACAGUAAGAUUUUUCUUGUAGCUAAACAACAAGCUAUAAAAAUGGAAAGUACUAGUAGCAAAGCAGAAUCAUCCUCCCAGAGUUACAAAGCCAGAGUGGCCAAGAGAGAGAGAAAAGCUGCUAAAACCCUGGGGGUCACAGUGAUAGCAUUUAUGAUUUCGUGGUUACCGUAUACAAUUGAUACAUUAAUUGAUGCUUUUAUGGGCUUCAUAACCCCUACCUAUAUCUAUGAAAUUUGCUGCUGGAGUGCUUAUUAUAACUCAGCCAUGAAUCCUUUGAUUUAUGCCUUAUUUUAUCCUUGGUUUAGAAAAGCCAUAAAACUUAUUUUAAGUGGGGAAGUUUUAAAGGAUAGUUCAUCAACCAUUAGUUUAUUUUCAGAAUAA